AUGGAUACUCAUUACGUCGCAAAUGGCAGGCCAGCAUCAUCCUCGGACGCAAUAAUUGAACUUAACAAGCUUCAUGGCACAUUUCACAAUUCGGAUCAGGUCGGGCAAAGCAUGUUCCGAAGCUGCCGUGAAGCUAGUGAAGUUGGUUCCGUAUUGGGAAUCAGCGCGGAAAAAUCAUCACGUACUGUUCUUCAUUACUCAUCCCGGAAAACCCAAUUUACCUCGCCGCGUUGUGGUGAUGUCAGCAAGUAA
Molecule: messenger RNA, 252 nt
Organism: Penicillium coprophilum
Lineage: Eukaryota; Fungi; Ascomycota; Eurotiomycetes; Eurotiales; Aspergillaceae
Exons: 2
Coding region: 1-252 (83 amino acids)
Source: RefSeq, a predicted model, not a curated record